AGAGGAGAGCACAACAGAGCAGAGCAGUCGAGCUCCCGGACGGUCGGUGGAGGAAGAUGGCGGUGGGGAUGCUGUAUGGAAGCGGAGUCGAGCUCUGGAUUUCGAUCUAAAAAUCAAACCGAAUGGAUAUAAAGGACAAGCAUGGACGCUUUCCUGACGUUUCUUUUUGACGCGCGAACGCUUUAGGGGCGAUUUGAGUCGCAAUCUGUCGCCUUUUGCCACGGUACAGAUUCGGACUUGUUGUCUGGAGACUUUCCCCCGCUGAGAAAAAAGCGAAAAGUAGGCAAAAAUGUCGGAUACUAAAGUAAAAGUUGCCGUAAGAGUUCGGCCCAUGAACCGGAGAGAAAUUGAGCUGAACACAAAAUGCGUGGUGGACAUGGAGGACAACCAGACGGUUCUGUACGCGCCACCCUCCAAUGCAAAAGGAGACAACAGCAGGAAACAAUCGAAGGUGUUCGCCUUUGACCACUGUUUCUGGUCCAUGGAUGAGUCCAACGUUCCCAAAUAUGCCGGUCAAGAGGUGGUGUUCAAGUGCCUUGGAGAGGGAAUACUUGAAAAUGCAUUCCAGGGAUAUAAUGCCUGCAUAUUUGCCUAUGGACAAACAGGUUCUGGCAAAUCAUUUUCCAUGAUGGGAAACGGGGAGCAGCCGGGUUUGAUCCCUCGACUGUGCUGCACGCUGUUCGAGAGGGUCCACCAAGAGUCCAACGGGGGCCACACUUUUAAAGUGGAAGUGUCUUACAUGGAAAUCUACAAUGAGAAGGUCCGCGACCUCCUCGAUCCCAAAGGGAGCCGACAGUCCCUGAAGGUUCGUGAGCACAAAGUCUUGGGUCCAUACGUGGAUGGUUUGUCUCAGCUGGCCGUGACCAACUUUGAGGACAUUGCAGUGCUCAUGUCGGAAGGGAACAAAUCUCGCACGGUGGCAGCCACCAACAUGAAUGAGGAAAGCAGCCGAUCUCACGCCGUCUUCAGUAUUAUCGUCACACAAACAUUAUACGAUCUACAAUCCGGGAAUUCCGGGGAGAAGGUGAGCAAGAUGAGUCUAGUUGACCUGGCAGGAAGUGAACGGGUGUCCAAGACGGGAGCUGCUGGCGAGCGACUAAAAGAAGGAAGCAACAUCAACAAGUCCUUGACCACGUUAGGUUGUGUGAUUUCUGCGCUGGCUGAUCAGUCUCCAGGAAAAGGCAAGGCCAAAUUUGUGCCUUAUAGAGACUCAGUCCUCACCUGGCUGCUCAAGGAUAACCUGGGUGGGAACAGCAAGACGGCAAUGAUCGCCACAGUGAGUCCCGCGGCAGACAACUACGAAGAAACUCUUUCCACUCUGCGUUACGCCGAUCGAGCCAAGAGGAUCGUCAACCACGCCGUCGUGAACGAAGACCCCAACGCUCGCAUCAUCCGAGAGCUCCGAGAGGAGGUGGAGAAGCUCAAAGUGCAGCUGUCUCAGGCUGAGUCCUUGAAGGCUCCUGAACUGAAGGAGAAACUGCACGAAUCUGAGAAACUCAUCAUGGAGAUGACCGUCACUUGGGAGGAGAAACUGAGGAAGACCGAGGAGAUUGCCACAGAGCGCCAAAAGCAACUGGAGAGCAUGGGCAUCUCUCUGGAAACAUCCGGAAUUAAAGUGGGCGAAGACAAAUGUUUCCUGGUCAACCUGAACGCCGAUCCUGCCUUAAAUGAGCUGCUCGUUUACUAUCUGAAGGAGCGCACACAUGUCGGCGCUGACACUUCUCAGGACAUCCAGCUGUUUGGGAUCGGGAUCCAGCCGCUGCAUUGUGUACUGGAACUGUGCCCGGAUGGUGAUGUCACCUUGAUGCCCAUAGGGAACGCCCGUACCUGUGUGAAUGGAACAAUGAUCGAUUCUUUGGUUCAUCUUUGGCACGGAGAUCGGAUCUUAUGGGGCAACAACCAUUUUUUUAGGAUCAAUUUGCCAAAACGAAAACGGCGGGACCGUUUGAAGGAGCUGGAAAGGGCCUCUCCCAGGGACAGCUUUGUGGAGGUGGAUGUGGAGACCGCCAGUGAAGCAUCUUCUGAGCAGGACUACAGCUAUGAGUUUGCCCAAAUGGAAGUCAUAAUGAAGACUCUGGGAAACAAUGACCCCAUGCAGAAUGUGGUCCAGGUUUUGGAGAAGCAGUACCUGGAAGAAAAGCGCACGGCUCUGGAAGAACAAAGGUUGAUGUACGAGCGGGAGCUGGAAUCUCUUCGGCAACAACUUUCUCCCGAGAAAACGCAACAGCACCACCGCAGCAACAGUGAGCGCCUCACGUUCCAGACGCACACACCGCACGGAAAGCUGCAACUGUGGACGGAGGAACGGGAUGAACUUUUCAGACAGAGUCUUUCUCGGCUCAGGGAACAAGUUCUGAAAGCUAACACCCUGGUGCGAGAGGCCAACUUUUUGGCAGAGGAGAUGAGCAAACUGACCGACUAUCAAGUCACUCUUCAGAUUCCCGCAGCCAACCUUAGCGCGAACCGCAAGCGUGGAGCCAUAGUGAGUGAGCCGGCCAUCCAGGUACGCAGGAAGGGGAGGGCAACUCAGGUGUGGACCAUUGAGAAGCUGGAAAACAAGCUGGUGGACAUGAGGGAUCACUAUAGAGACUGGAGAGAAGGCUCAGAGGAAGUGUGCAGCAAGGCAAAUGGUAAACACUCUGACCCAUUUUACGACGCUCAAGAAAACCACAACCUAAUAGGAGUGGCGAACAUUUUUCUGGAGUGCCUUUUCCAUGACGUCAAACUGCAAUAUGCUGUUCCCAUCAUCAGCCAGCAGGGGGAGUUAGCAGGCAGACUGCACGUGGAGCUGAUGCGGGUCAGCGGCGCCGUGCCCGAGCGCCUUUGCGGUGGGGACGACUCCUCUGAGAACUCCAGUGAGAGUGGCUGCUAUGAGGUCUUGGACACCAAUGGAGAAAUUGUCCACAUGGCCAAGAGGCUCAUUAUCAGGGUUCGCAUCAGGGAGGCGACGGGGCUGCCGCUCAACCUGUCCAACUUUGUUUUCUGUCAGUACACCUUUUGGGAACAUGGCGAACCCACAGUGGCCCCCCCAAUGGUGAGCCCUGACAGACCUUCCCCUCGGAGCCCAGAUGCACAGUUCACUGUCCAGUUUGACCACUGCAAGGACUAUGUUGUACAUGUGACAGAUGACUUUCUGGAGUUCAUAUCAGAUGGAGCGUUGGCAAUAGAGGUAUGGGGCCAUUGCUGUGCUGGGAACGGACGUUCUCCAUGGGAGUUAGACGCUCUGGAAUCCAAGACUCAGACGCUCCGAGACAGGUGGAGCGAGGUGUCUCGUAGGAUCGAGCUGUGGGUCUCCAUCCAGGAGCUCAAUGAACAGGGAGAGUACGCCGCUGUGGAGCUGCAGCCUGGAAAAGACAUCAGCACGGGAGGAGUCUUCCAACUGCGCCAGGGCCACUCGAGGAGGCUUCAUGUCAGCGUGAAGCCGGUCCAAAAGUCAGGCACCCUACCUCUGCUGGUGGAGGCCAUGCUGUCCGUCUCCAUCGGCUGCGUGACUCUACGCUCCUCCAAAUUGCAGCGACCCCUCGACACCUACCAGAGAGAGGUGCAAGACGAUACGGAUAGUUAUCAGGAGGAAGAUCUCAGCUGCGUAAGAGAGCGAUGGUCUGAGGCCUUAAUCAAACGACGGGAGUACCUCGAUGAACAAAUCAAAAAGAUCAUUAACAAGCAUGAAAAGUCCGAGGAAGACAUUGAGCGGGAAGCCCGUCUGGUGGAGCAAUGGGUCGGCCUGACCGAGGAGAGAAACGCCGUGCUCGUACCUGCGCCCGGAAGCGGAAUCCCCGGAGCUCCCGCCGACUGGACUCCGCCUCCCGGAAUGGAAGCUCAUAUCCCAGUCCUCUUCCUUGAUUUGAAUGCUGAUAAUCUGACAGUGAAUGAGCAGCUGACGGGUCCUCAUGCUGCGGGUGUUAACUCUAUCCUACCCAAGGAGCACGGAAGCCAGUUUUUCUAUCUCCCCAUCAUCAAGCACAGCGAGGAAGAGGUGUCAGCCGUGUGUUCCUGGGACUCAUCCAUCCACGAUUCCGUGCAUCUCAAUCGGGUCACAUCUCCUCACGAGCGUAUCUACCUGAUCUUGAAAACCACAGUGCAACUUAGCCACCCUGCCUCAAUGGAGCUGGUGCUCCGCAAAAGGAUCGCCGUCAACAUCUACAACAAGCAGAGUUUCACGCAGAGUCUCAAAAGGAGAAUGUCGCUUAAGAAUAUGCUUCACUCCUGCGGCGUGAUCUACGAGAUUGUUUCCAACAUACCGAAGGCCUCAGAGGAGCCAGAGGAGAGAGAAACAUUGGCCCUCAUGGCUGCUCGUGCAGACAUCGAGGAGACUCCGGAUGGAGAAACCUACAUUGAGAAAUACACUCGGGGAGUUUUGCAAGUGGAGAAUAUCCUCAGCUUGGAGAGGCUGCGGCAGGCUGUGACAGUUAAGGAAGCACUCUCUACUAAGGGAAGACAUCUCAGAAGAAGCCUCAGCACACCAAAUGUCCCGCAUUCUUCCUGCAGUAAAACAGACCUGACUGGCUGUGAGGAUGAAGACCGCAAAGUAUGUGAGGAGAACUGUGAUCAUGGUGACAGCUGCAAUCCUCAGAACGGCUCUCUCUGCAGUACACCGAUCAAACGCAAAGAAGGGUCAGGGUCAUUUCCAGAGAGUCCUACAUUUUUCAACUCCAGUCCUUUCAAGCUUCUAUCCCCUCAGCCGUCCAAGUUCCUCAAGUCUUUGCUGCCUGUCAAGGAGGAGAAUAAGGUGAAGAAAGUCCUGGAGGCCCGCCCACUGCUGGGAAAAGAGAGCAUGCGCUCAUGUGUGGACAACCCUGCACUGCUCCCCCCUCCCUGCCCCUGGCGCAGACCCAGGGCAGGCAGCGAGGGCCACUGCAAGCUUCCCACCCCCACCUGCAGACCGCUCAGCCGCACAUUGCCACACGGUGCUGCUGAAUCCGACGAGGAGGACGCUGCAGUGGACGUCCGAGACGGCGGCGGCGGCUUCCAGGCGUACAUCCCCGAGGACUUUGCAAACUUUGACAUCUACAACGCCACCCUGGAGAGCCGCGGCGACUCGAAGGAGCGGAAGGUGUCUCGUAGCCCCACCGCCAGUAGCUGCACCAGCGGUUACUUUUCCCACAGCGCCUCGAACGCCACGCUGUCCGACCUGCCGUUCAGUUCCAGCGAGAGCUCCGAUCAACUCAGCUGCAGAGAUUCCCAAGACGCUCUCGGAUGUCCUGCCGGAAGGGGCUACACGCAAAUUAAAGUUCCCGCUGGAAGUGAAGACCAGCAGGUGUUCAACUCACCAACUUCCUUACCUAUCAGUGUUCCUCGUGGCAAGCCGAGAACUUUUCCUCCGCCUCAAAAUUGCAAUCUCAGUUGCAGUCAGGAGUUCACAGACUUUAAAGGGGCGGAUGAUACCAUUGCCGAAGAGGGCUUGCAUCAUUUUACAGACGGAUGGGAGCAAGACGCUGUUGACGUGACCACAACACUGAAGACGACGAACAAGACAGAAACGUGUGACUCUGUUGCUAUUAUGAAGAACAAUUCCGACAACGCCUCAGCCGCUUUACACAAAUAUCCAAUUUCGACCAACACUGUUAUUUGCACCAUCUCUUCAACGUCACCGUCCGCUGUUACGUCCUUGUCCAAAGCCCCGCCUCUCAGAGGAGGAGACCCUCCCAUCCGCGAGCCGGCCCAGGGAGAUGUGCCCCACGGGAGCCCCUGUCCCAGCCCCAACCAGAGCAGCACGGAGCCCUCAGGCGACUCUAGCGGGGAUGAGUGCACCCCCGUCGCCCAGCUCCCCGACUGGAUGGCGCCAGGGGAGAUGGUGUGGGUGGGUAAACGGCGAGGAAUGGUCCACUAUGUCGGAGGGGUGGAGUUCGCCAAGGGCAUCUGGGUUGGUGUCAAACUGGACCUGGCAGUGGGGAAGCACAAUGGUACUGUCCAGGGGAGAGUGUACUUCCGAUGUCCCGCAGGCCACGGCGUGUUUGUGAAGCCAUCUCGUCUGACUCGAGAUCCACCCUCCAUGGACACGGAACCAACCACUCUCCUCAGAUAAGACAAAGACACAGUCUAGGCCACAGCUUUGGCCAAAAUUCUGAUUUGGUUAUUUGUAGGCUUUUACUAUCUAAUGAAGCUAAUCACUGAAUAUGCACAUGCUCAUUAUGCACAUUUUUCCAUAAGGGUAUAUUUUUAAGGGGAAAUGCUUAACUGGGAGUCCAUAUGGAAAUAUUAGCCACUUGGUUUUUCUUAAGAAAGCAUAUUUUUGUAUGGCGUUAUGAUCACAACCCCUGAGGCUCAUAUGAUGAUUAAUCUGGGAUAUGAACAUUACGAAUGUACUACUGUCAAUAAGAUGUCAGGGGCAACCAAAGAGUUUCAUAUCUGCUGUUAGUAGUUGAGUUGCAAAAGUGGUGGAAACUUUAUAAGGGAAAUUCAACCUUUUUUUUGGGGGGGGGGGGGGGAGAAUUAUUGUCAGUUAACUGGGAAUUUGGGCGAAUUAAUCCAAAGCAUAAAAAUGACUGUCCUAACCAGACAUGGGGGCAAAUUGAUAUUCAUUUACAGGGUAAAAUAAAAUUGUGUGGGUUAUUUUUUUAUCCAAAAUGUAUUUUCCAUAUUCCUCUCUAUAAAUUCCAGUUAUUUCCCCUGUAAAGUUCCCAUCUUUAAAAAAAAAAUAGCCCAAAUUUUGCAUACCAAGUUUUGUCAUUUUUCAUAUGUGGAAGAACACAAAGUUUAGUGCCAUGUCUCUAUCCGGAAUAAUUUCCACAUAUCCUCAAGAUCAACAAGAAAACCUGCAUUGCCUUCACUUUGUGACUCUUGAAUUAUCCUGUUGAAGUACUGUAACACUGUGGAUUGAACAAUCCCUAUCCAGCAUGAGAAUCGUGCUGUUUGAACGCUUGCACUGGAAAGGAAUUUUCGGAAACGAACUGACUGAGCGGGUUCUCACUCACUCGCUUUCAACCGAGAGGAGGCAAAAGCCGUAUGAUGUCAUCUCUGAAGAUUUUAUAGACUCUAUUCAGCACUUGGAUGAGGAUUUUAUAGGCUUUGUCCAGAACUUGGAUACAAUGAUGCCUUAUGUCUUUGCUUCCAUAAAGGUGGACACAUAACCUUAAAAAAAAAA
Syngnathus acus (greater pipefish) is the source of this 7084-nucleotide messenger RNA. It is a transcript of the gene kif13a, whose product is annotated as kinesin family member 13A. The coding region runs from base 290 to 6025 and encodes 1911 amino acids. The record is from RefSeq and is a predicted model, not a curated record. Lineage: Eukaryota; Metazoa; Chordata; Actinopteri; Syngnathiformes; Syngnathidae. Gene Ontology annotation, biological process: microtubule-based movement; regulation of protein localization. Gene Ontology annotation, cellular component: adherens junction. The transcript has 40 exons. Gene Ontology annotation, molecular function: microtubule binding; microtubule motor activity; cell adhesion molecule binding.